This is a messenger RNA of Rotaria sp. Silwood1, 990 nucleotides long. Lineage: Eukaryota; Metazoa; Rotifera; Eurotatoria; Philodinida; Philodinidae. The record is from the annotation of a GenBank genome assembly.
AUGGUCGACUAUGGUAAUCCCCGUUGGCCCACAAAUGUAGAGACCUUAUCAAAACUUCGUCAAUUUUCUCUCAGAGUUGAUAACGGUACAAUGACAUUCACUGAAAUAAGAAAUAUGUUACAUGCUAUGCCAUAUGUGAAAUAUGUAGAACUUGAUAUUCCGUGUGAAGUCGGUUUAGUCGACAGUCGUCAAUGGGAAACUAUUGCUGUUAAUCUCAUUCGAUUUGAUUUUCGAUUUCGUGUUGUAUAUUGGUCGGCAUGUCCUACUGCGAAAAUCAACUAUCUUACUUCGUUCCGAACACCAUUCUGGCUCGAACAGAAGCGAUGGUUUGUUGCUCAUGAUAACCACAAGCCACCAACUAUUUUCACUGUUCCUCGCUUCAUGCCGAAAGACUUAGAAUGGCCAUCGAACAAUACCAUAGAAGACUGUACUAUUGAUAUUUUCAAACCCAAUAAUUACAUCGAACAUCUAAAUUUGUUGUCCAAUAACCAGAAUACACAAGCUGAAAAUAAGUUUGAUUUACAGACUUUACUCGAAGAUAAACCACAUCUAUACUCACUGAAUAUCUGUAAUUCGUUAUCAUCUGAUAUUCUACAUGACAAAGUUGUCUAUGAACAAAUACGAAUUUUACGUUUUAGUUUCGAGCACAAUAUAUCAUCAUCAUUUAAUCCGGAGCAGAUAUGCACAGCAUUUCCUCGAUUAGAAUGUUUGAGCAUAUCAGUUGAAUCGUCACGAGUGUUAUUUAUGUUUAUCGACCGAUUGAAAUAUUUAUCCGACGCGUAUUUUCGUUUCAAUGUUACUGUUAACAAAUGGUGUUGUUGGAAACGGCAGCAAGUAACACGUCAAUGGCUCAUUCGAAAUAGUCGACGAUUAAGACAUGACCGACAUUUUACCAGUACAAUAACUGAUCAUAGUGUACGAUUAUGGAUGAGUGAUAAACGGGAAUCAUCAUCAAAAUUCAAAAGAUUCAUGAAAAUGAGAAGAAAGUAA